Molecule: messenger RNA, 768 nt
Organism: Thermochaetoides thermophila DSM 1495
Lineage: Eukaryota; Fungi; Ascomycota; Sordariomycetes; Sordariales; Chaetomiaceae
Exons: 2
Coding region: 1-768 (255 amino acids)
Biological process (GO): chromosome segregation
Cellular component (GO): Ndc80 complex
Source: RefSeq, a predicted model, not a curated record
AUGAAUAUGUCGUCGUUUGAACCGUCAAUGUCGACCAGCCGCCCUCCACUGGGCAGCCAGUCGCUCGCCGACACGCUCCCGAAAGUCAACUUCGGCUUCGACGAGCUGCGCGAGCGCAUGGCCCGCUUCACAGCCAAGUUCGACGCUUUCAUCGAGCAGGGACGCAAGCGUGUGCUAGAGGAGAGAAACGAGUUCCGCAUGAACAUUGCUGAGCUUCAGGAGGACCAGCGCAUGAAGAAAAAGGACAUCGAAAUCAUCCAGCUCAAGACAAACACCUACCAACAAACCAUUGCCAAAGAAGCCGCAGAGACACGCGAAAUGCAGCAAGCGAUCGAGCAGCUCACGCAACAGCGCGACAGACAACUAGCCCAGCGCGACGCGCUGAAAGAGCAGAUCGCUGCAGCGCAACGUGAGAUUGAUGCGCGACUUGCCGCGCAGCGGGCACACGCCGCUCGGCUGGAGGAACAAGCUCGCUACAACGUGCCCGAGCUUGAUUUCUGGGUGACGAACCUGUGUCUGCGCAUCGAGGGUGCUGGCGCGCCAGACAGGUUGAAGUUUGUUUACACGCAUAUCGAUGAGCGCGAUUGGGAUCGCGAGGCUUGGUUUGAGCUGUGCAUGGGCGGUCGAGAUUACAAUGUGAAGCAUUGCAGGCCGAAGCUGGAGAGGGAGAAGGUUGAGAAGGUGCUGGAGAGAGUGAAUGAGACGAGGGAGUUGGUCGUACUGCUGAAGGGUAUGAGGGAGCUCUUUGUUGAGGUUAUGAGGGCUUGA